Molecule: messenger RNA, 3914 nt
Organism: Drosophila yakuba
Lineage: Eukaryota; Metazoa; Arthropoda; Insecta; Diptera; Drosophilidae
Gene: Nhe3
Product: sodium/hydrogen exchanger 6
Exons: 13
Coding region: 291-2555 (754 amino acids)
Biological process (GO): regulation of pH; proton transmembrane transport; sodium ion transport
Cellular component (GO): membrane; recycling endosome
Molecular function (GO): sodium:proton antiporter activity
Source: RefSeq, a predicted model, not a curated record
GCAGUCGCAUACGGUUGUUUCCAUAUGAACAAACUGUUUUUUUUUAAGCGGAGUGCGGUGCUGAGAAAUUCGUAAAGCUCCUUUUUGAAACCUUGUAUUUUAUGUAACGGCCGUGCGGUGCAACCAAUAUCCAAGCGGAAGGAGGUCCACACACUCCCCCGGCGCCGCCUGAGCGUGGUCGUCCUGCUCCGCACUUUAAGCACCGCCACCCCCACCAGCGCCCCCCAACCCGUGAAACAUUACGCGAAAAUCGAUUUCGACUGCAGGCGCAGGAAGAAACAGCAGAAAGUAUGUCCCACGGCGAUGUGGACCCAGAGUUAGAGAUGACAUCGCCCCACUGGAUGCAUAGGGAAGCUGAAAGUUGUCCAAGGAUGCACACAAUCUGGAGGCUAGAGCGCUGGCGGAGCAGCAUGCUUCUCCUAAUCGGACUGGCCUUGUGCGUCCUUCGGGCCCCUGGAUGCAGUGCCACGGACACGGACAUUGCGCUGGACGCCAAGGCCACGCUCAAUCACCGGAUCCAGAGCCUGGAUCUGCUGGUCUUCGUGUUCCUACUGGCACUCACAGUGCUCACUAUUUGGCUGUUCAAACAUCAUCGCGUCUCCUGGCUCCACGAGACCGGAUUGGCCGUCAUCUACGGCCUGAUUGUGGGAGCAAUUAUACGGUAUGCCGGCACCUCCGCCACUUUGGUUCACAUGCAGGUGGAGCCUCAAGGAGUUCCAACGUACAGCGAUAAAUUGCCGCCUGAUACACUUUGGUUUAGGUACCCUGUUAACCAAACAAAUAGCACAAAGCUACCCGAGGGAAUUAAGACAUAUGCCUACGUGUUUCGCGGACAGGUACACGAUGUGGAUGAAAAUGAAAUCGAUCUUAAGGCUACGUUCGAUCCGGAGGUCUUUUUCAAUAUCAUCCUGCCCCCAAUUAUAUUUUAUGCUGGCUAUAGUUUGAAAAAGAAAUACUUCUUUCGCAAUCUGGGUGCCAUACUUACGUUUGCCAUUGUGGGCACGACAUUGUCGGCCUUCCUGAUCGGAGGCUUCAUGUACGGCUGUGUGAAACUGAUGCCAAAUUACUUGAGUAGCAGUUUCUCAUUCCUGGACACCUUAUACUUUGGAGCCCUGAUAUCGCCCACAGAUCCGCUCACCAUUCUAGCCAUAUUUAACGAUCUUCGGGUCGACGUAAACUUAUAUGCGCUAGUCUUGGGCGAAUCUGUGCUCAACGAUGCCGUGGCCAUUGUCCUCAGUGGAGCCAUUCAAAAUUAUGGUGAACACUAUUCCGAUACUGGGGAAUUUGAAACUACAGCUUUUCUACGCUCGUUAAGCGACUUCUUCUCUAUCUUCUUACUAUCUCUGAUGAUUGGCGCGGCCAUGGGAUGCUUGACAGCAUUGAUGACCAAAUUUACUCGGGUUCGAGACUUUCCUUUACUAGAGUCCGCGCUCUUCGUGCUCAUGAGCUACAGCACCUUCCUGCUGGCUGAGGCAACAGAACUUACAGGAGUGGUGGCCGUGCUCUUCUGUGGCAUCUGCCAGGCUCACUACACGUACAACAACUUAUCGGAGGAUUCCCGCCAAAGGACAAAACAGAUAUUCGAGCUCCUGAACUUUCUGGCAGAGAACUUUAUCUUUUCCUAUAUUGGCGUAUCGAUGUUCACCUUUCCCAAGCAUCAUUUUGACGCUGGGUUUAUUAUAACAGCUUUUAUUUGCGCUGCCAUAGGAAGGGCCGUGAAUGUGUAUCCCUUGUCGUGGCUGCUGAACAUUAGGCGCAAGCCGAAGAUUUCAUCAAACUUUCAGCAUAUGCUGUUCUUUGCUGGACUUCGUGGCGCCAUGUCCUUUGCCUUGGCCAUCCGAAAUACAGUGUCGGAUGCACGACAGACUAUGCUGACUGCCACAUCGCUGAUUGUCAUCUUUACGGUUGUAAUUCAGGGUGGGGCUGCCAAUUUCCUGCUGAAUUGGUUGAAAAUACCCGUUGGCGUGGACGAUGAGACUGAACAACUAAAUAACUAUCAAGUACACAGUGUUUACAAUUCAAUGGACAAUUCACAUCCGCAGACGUCUGAUGGUUAUUUGCAGGAUGUGGAGGGCGGUGGGGUAGGUCGCGGAAAGGUGCGCUUGUCCGGUGGAACAGAUUCUAACUUGGACACGUCAGUGGACGGUCCGAAUGGCAGUUUGGGCGGAGCAAGCAGCGGUCGUCGUCGCAACAGUCACGAGAAGGCCAUUCUGGCAAGGAUCUGGGGAAACUUCGAUACCAAGUACAUGAAGCCCUUGCUGACGCACUCGCGACCCACUUUGCUGGAGACACUGCCCGUUUGCUGCAACCCCAUUGCCAGGCUGCUUACCACCACGCAGCAGCUAACGCAGGAUGGUAGCGAGUUCAGGCGCGUGGACUCGGACUCGGACAUUUGCAUAGACAAUGAUACCGGGAACGGUCUUAGCCAGGAUGCAACCGGAGCGGUUCCGGGUUCGGGUGUGGGCGUGGGGCGGCGGAACUCGCUGAGUCGCGUAAGUAUCAAGUAUACCGCCGAUAAUCACCAUCUACUUGCUAGUUACCGAAAUAUUGAAUAACCGAAUGAGCGAAGCACCCCAGACACCAAAGACUAAUCUAAGCGUAGCAAGCUGGCCACUAACAAAGUAACAAAAAACCUCAGAUAAACCAAAAUCCGAAUGAAUCUACACCAUAGAGACUUCGGCAAAGUAGACAUACAGACAUAUUGUUAUAUGAAUUGGCCGUGAAAAUGUGAUUUUUGUUUAGCGUUAUUUUGCUUUUGUAUAAUUUUAAUGUUAAAUUUGUGGUGUAAGCGGAAGAAGAUCCAGUAAUUUACACCUCUCAAUAUGGUUGACUAAUUGUUUAAGUUUGUGCGACGGCAAGCGAUUUCCAGUAUAUUUAACACCUAUGUAAUAUUAUUUUGACUGUUAACUACUACUAAAUGCAUGCUUACAAAUAUAACCAAAAUGUAACUACUCUCUCGGCGAUGAUCUAAUUUAUUUAUUGAUUUAUGCGGCAUAUUUCUUUCUUUCUGUCUUUCCUUCGACCAAUCAAUCAAUCGAUCAUCUAACAAACUCAUGCGGACUCUAUCAAUUUAACUUUGGUUGCUCUAACAACAAUAACAACAACUCCAACAACUAAUUACAAACUGCAUUCAUCCAAAAACAAUAAUCUAUCUAUGUCAACCGGUCUCGUUUUAAUGCUAAACAUUGGUAAUGCCCAUACAAAAGUCUGUUCAAUUGAACGAAGCCCAUCACCUAGCAAAUGAAAUCAGCCUGGUUACUAAUAAUUUCAUGUAAUCGAAAGAUCGGGCCAUCUAUCUUUGUAUUUGAUUUAUUUGUUAUUUAUAUAUACAUUUUUUUGUUCAAUUCUGUCUACUUUUCCUUGGUAAACCCACUGUUGAAACGAAGCACAGACGGAGACCCAGACAUGAUUAACUUAGAAACGAGUCAGUGAAAUUGAUAUCCGAUUAACCAAAGCUUCUUAGAGCACAGCAGUCAGGAAUGUUCGUUUAUAUUGUUCACUUUUAAUUUCUGUAUUUUUCCUCAUAAUCUAAUUUCUUAGAUUCUAACACGCGACUAACCAUGUAAGUACAAAUUCAAUUGCAGUUGAUUUCCUCAUUUUUAUAACGCCUAUUGUACAUAAAAGCGCAACUCAAGUCAAAAAUAACAAUUACUUCACUUUAAUUUAUAAGUCCCAGUGUUUUCAUUUUUUGUUAAUCAUUUUGUUUGCUUUUAGGUUGGAGGCGAUCAUCGAAAUGCUUACAUAUAAGUUCAAUUAGUGUUUAGUUUUCUUUUGUUAUUUAUUGAAUUGGUCUCAUUUGAAAUCGAAAAUGUGAAAAAUGUACAAAUUAGAAUAUUACUUUUCAGUUUCUCCUUGUUUAUGAUAUGUGAUUCGGAACUCUAGUAAUCUAGUAAUAAACAUAAAUUUAAUAUCAA